AUCCAUGAUCUAGAUCUUAUAACUAUUGAAUCGAGGCUUCAUCUAACAUAAAAUAGGUCUAGAUCUAGAAUCUAGAAAUCUAGCCUACAAUGUCAGUAGCAUUAUAUGGUCGAUUUGGUACAGGGUUCAGACACCUCAUAAAAGUCAAAGAAAAGGCAGAGUGCUCUGGAUAUUUAAUUUACUCUUGCAAGGUGAAGGGCACAGUGGCACAUAAACAUUAUCUUUCGAGAUGUUCCCUUCAUAGAAACGGUGAUCUCAGCAUGGAGCAGUUGAGGCAGCUGCAUAUACACCACAGUAACAGGCUUACAAUAGCAGGCACUAAGUAUGUCCUACGCCCACUACUCAGACCCGAUGGAACAUUUAACACCAACAACAAACGACAGAUCACUAUGCUUGUAAGAGUUGUAGGAAGGCUAUUGAAAAUUAGAUAUUUGGUUCUAUUUGGUGGUGCUAGUGGAGGCUAUGCAGCUAGUCAGCAAGUCGAGAAGAUUAAAGGUUAUAUUCCUGAUACUGAAUGGAUGAAGGAUUAUAUACCUGAUAUGGAUAAGUUGAAAGAUUCCUUGCCUGACUGGAGAAGUUGGGAAAUUAGGGAACGCACAGCAUCAACAUACUGGGGUUUGAGAAACCAAGUGAAUGAAAUGUUACCAGAAAAAGGAUGGUUGAAAAGCAAAUUAGAACAUUUACCAAGAGUGCAGCCAAAGUUACUUGAAUGGAAAGAAAAGUUGAAAGCUGGACUUCCCUAUGACUUUUCUACUACCAUUAUUGAAGGGCUCCAGAGUGUCGGGGUGCUUACUAAUGCUCAUGCACAAGAAUCUGAUGCUGUUGCAUUUAAUUUGACCACUGCUAAAAGUGCUUUGGCCUCUGCUUCAGCAGAGAAAGUGGAGAAUCAAGAUAAAGAUGAUUCCAAUGCAAAGGAUGCUCCUAUUCCUGAGCUGCAGUCUUGUAUAAUUUGUGAAAAUGAAAAACUUUACACUGAAGCAGAAUAUACCCAGGAAGAGGAGUCAACAACUUACACUGAAGACUAUGAGGAAAUUUAUGGAGACCUUCCUCAGUUUAAUGAGAUGCCAAAAUUUGCUGGGGUUCCCAUUCAUAAAGUGGAAAAAGAUAUCUCCAAAUCCGAGGAGUCAAAGGUUGACAGCAUAUUAGAACCUGUUGAAAAAAAUGUUGAAAAGCCGCCAUAUCACUUUGAGGAGGAUCCUAGGGUGACUCGACAAAAAAUCCAAGAAGAGGUUAUGGACAUCCAGCUUCGCUAUCAAAAAGAGAUAGAGAGAUUAGAGAAAGACAAUAGAGAGUUGAGGAAGCAGCUGCUGCUUAGAGAUCAGAAAUUUGGGGGGAAAACAAGAGCUAUGAAGAAGUCUUUGAUUGACAUGUACUCUGAAGUGCUAGUUGAUAGUGAUGUUUUGUUUCAGAAGUCUUUGAUUGACAUGUACUCUGAAGUGUUAGACGAGCUAAACCAGUUUGAUUCCAGUUACAGCACACAAGAUAACUUACCUCGGGUUGUGGUAGUUGGAGACCAAAGUUCUGGUAAAACAAGUGUGCUGGAGAUGAUUGCACAAGCUAGGAUAUUCCCAAGAGGGUCAGGUCAAAUGAUGACAAGAUCACCAGUCAAAGUUACAUUAUCAGAAGGACCUUACCAUGUGGCACAGUUUAGAGAUAGUGCCAGGGAAUUUGACCUUACCAAGGAAUCAGAUUUGGCAGCAUUGCGGAAAGAGGUAGAGCUGCGCAUGAAGGCAAGUGUUCAAGCUGGCCAUACAGUCAGUAAUAAAUGUAUUUCCAUGAGCGUGAAAGGGCCUGGUCUCCAGAGAAUGGUGCUUGUUGACUUACCAGGCAUAAUAUCUACUGUAACAACAGAAAUGUCUCCAGACACAAGGGAUUCUAUAAAACAAAUGUGCAGGCAGUACAUGGAAAAUCCAAAUUCCAUCAUCUUAUGCAUCCAAGAUGGAUCAUUAGAUGCUGAACGCAGCAAUGUCACAGAUUUGGUUAGUUCCAUGGAUCCCACUGGGAAAAGAACUAUUUUUGUCUUGACCAAAGUGGAUCUGGCUGAAACAUCACUUUACGAUCCUGAAAGGAUUAAAAGUAUUCUGGAUGGUCGACUAUUUCCUAUGAAGGCGCUUGGAUACUUUGCUGUUAUUACAGGGAAAGGCAAUAACAAUGACAGUAUUAGUGCCAUCAAGCAAUAUGAAGAAACCUUUUUUAGGAAUUCAAAGCUCUUCAAAGAUGGCGUUCUGAAACCAACACAAAUGACAACGCAGAACCUGAGCUUAGCAGUGGCUGAAACAUUUUGGAAAAUGGUGAAAGAGACAGUUGAACAGCAAGCGGAUGCAUUUAAAGCCACAAGGUUUAACCUGGAGACUGAAUGGAAGAAUGCUUUCCCUAGGAUUAGAGAACUGGAUAGGGAAGAAUUAUUUGAAAAAUGUAAAGGAGAAAUUUUGGAUGAAAUCAUAAACCUGAGUCAGGUGACUCCUAAAGAAUGGGAAGGUGCUUUUUACAAAAAAUUGUGGGAGAAAACUGGAUCUUAUAUCAUUGAGAAUGUCUAUCUGCCUGCAGCACAAUCCAAAGAUACAGGAGCAUUUAAUACAGCUGUGGACAUCAAACUCAGACAAUGGGCAGACGUGCAAUUACCAAAGAAAUGUGUGGAGAUUGGUUGGGACACUCUCCAUGAACAGUUUACCAACCUCCUGGAGCAGAGCAAGAAAAGUAAAGACUAUGAUCAGGUGUUUGACAUGCUGAAGAGUGCUGUAGUUCAGAUGACCAAGACAAAACACGACUGGGAGAGUAAAGCAGAAGACAGUUUGAGAGUUAUGCAGCUGAACACUCUAGAAGACAGAUCUGUACAUGACAAAGAGCAGUGGGAUAAAGCAGCCAAGUUUAUGGAAGACACAAUGAAAGAAAGACUUGCUAUCACUGACAGUGAGCUAGAAGUCAUCACUGGACCAAAUCUAGUGAAACAAUGGGUGAAGUGGACCAAGCGUACCGAGGAACAUGUCAAAGCAUCAGCUGUGAAAACAGAGUUGGAGAAGCUACUUAAUGUUGACCCUACUCAUUCGUCCCAUCUAGCACCAGAUGAACUAACAACUGUGAGAAGAAAUCUGCUCAACCAAAGUUUUGAUGUUGAUGCAGACAAGAUUAGAGAAACUUGGUAUUAUGUUUAUAGAAAACAUUUCUACAAAAGGGCAGUGCAACAAGCUAUCGAUUGUAGAAAAGGGUUCUAUUACUACCAAAGAGGCUUUCAGGAUCAAGAGCUAAAUUGCAAUGCCGUAGUUCUGUUUUGGAGGCUACAAAGGAUGCUUCAAGUAACUAGUAAUGCUUUACGUCAGCAAGUUGUCAACAAUGAAGCUCGACGCUUAGAAAGAAUAACAAAAGAUGUCCUUGAUGAAAUCGGCGAUGACAAGAAGCUUUUAGAAAGUCUCCUGACUGGAAGAAGAGUUCUGUUAGCGGAAGAACUGAAAAAAGUCAGACAUAUUCAAGACAAACUAGAAGAAUUUAUCCAAGCUCUUAACAAAGAGAAAUAACAAUCAUUUUUUUGCAUUUAAGAUAAUGUACCAUUUUUGUGUUUCUACUGAGUGAAGUCAGAAACCAUUGUGAUAUAUACAUAUUGCGUCUGAAUGUCUUUUUCUUUAUUAUUUUUUUAGUCAAAUCCUGAAUCAUAGUUGCACUCAAUUGGUUACCUCUAGCUUCAUUUCAAUGAAUCCUCAGGACUGAAGGUGGACAAUUUUGUUAUGUCUGGUUUUUUUAUAUUUUGCCAUAGAAUAGUAUAUAUAAUUACAAUUUAUUAAUGCACUCAAGUAGAUUUGAGAUAUUUUAUAUGGAUUGUAUUAAGAGACCAGUGCAUAAUCUAAAUCCAGUUAGCAAAAUAUUAAACUUUUUUUUUUUUUUACUACUAAUAAAGUUAACUUCAAAUAGACUUUAAGUAGUAUCUGUAAAGUUAAGUUGGGAAAUAUUUUCUAAUACCAGAACUAACAGAUCACUAUUCUUCAACUAUAUUGUACCUUUCUAUUUCAAUGAGAUAUUUAUUUUGUUAACAAUUGUUUUAUUUUUACAAUAGUAUUUCUAUAAUUAUUUACUUGUACCAAUAUUUAUAAGAAAUUACAAAGUUAAUAAAUCUUCUCUCACAGUGAUAAUAAGAUGAUGUAGAAGUAUAUUUUAGAGCUGAACUAGAACUAUUUCGAUUGACUGGAUCAGUAGAUGUAUAAAUGUGUUUGGUUUUUACUGUUCCAUGCUCCUCUUUUAGUCAUUGUUGCCUUACAGGAAAUAAAAACUGCAGUUUCGCUUCAUAUCAUAAA
Molecule: messenger RNA, 4283 nt
Organism: Biomphalaria glabrata
Lineage: Eukaryota; Metazoa; Mollusca; Gastropoda; Planorbidae
Product: dynamin-like 120 kDa protein, mitochondrial
Exons: 35
Coding region: 90-3512 (1140 amino acids)
Biological process (GO): mitochondrial fusion
Cellular component (GO): mitochondrial membrane; cytoplasm; microtubule
Molecular function (GO): GTPase activity; microtubule binding; GTP binding
Source: RefSeq, a predicted model, not a curated record